UUCCUUCCUGCCUCCCUCCGUCCCUCCCACGGUGCUCGGCGCUGCACAUGGCCGCCUUCCUGGAGCGGCAGAGCCGCGAGUGGCGCCCGCCCGGCCCGCCCGACCCCGAGGGCGGCCUCUUCGGCUGCGCCCUGACCGGCAGCGCCCGGUCCUUCACCUUCGUGGCGGACGAGGAGGACGAGGACUGCGAGCAUCUCCUGACCCUGUCCACGGUCUCCCUGGGGGCCGGAGCCGUGGACGAGUGCAACGUGGUGGAAGUGGUCGGACGCGACUGCGACGACCGGGAGAUCGCCGUGCCCGUGGCCAACCUGAAGCUGUCGUGCCAGCCCUCGCUGAGUUUGGACGGCUUCACGCUGCACCCUCCCGUCACCUUCCGCCUGGCCGCCGGCUCCGGCCCCGUGCACCUGGCCGGGCAGCACCGUGUCGUGCCCAGCACCAGUCUGUCCGAUGAGGACGAGUCCAGCGAGGAGGAGGAGAUCGCGCCCAUCAUGCCAGCGAAGAAACAGUGCCGGAGGCUGUAGAGGUGCUGCUCCGGUUCCGGUUCCGGCUUCGGCUUCCCCACCCCGGGGCUGGGGCCUGGCUGCAGGGAAGAGCCCCCGGGGAUGGGCCGAGAUCCCUGCCCUGGCACAGGCCAGGGGGGCUGCGCUCCCGGGACCAACGCCGGGACCCUGGUGCCUGACGCCAGGGGUGGGUGUGGGAGCGUCCCCCUCCUCCGGGCUCCCUGCAGUCCUGCCUGGGGCCAGGCUCUGUGCUCAGUGCGGCCUUGCCCCCCCCGGCCCGUGGGGAAGCUCUGGGGGGCUCUUGGGGUGUAUCCAGGUAAAGAGUCAUCACUGCCUUCCCAA
Alligator mississippiensis (American alligator) is the source of this 842-nucleotide messenger RNA. RefSeq names its product nucleophosmin/nucleoplasmin 3 (gene NPM3). The transcript is spliced from 6 exons. Gene Ontology annotation, biological process: chromatin remodeling. Bases 48 to 521 code for a protein of 157 amino acids. NCBI's taxonomy places the organism in Eukaryota, Metazoa, Chordata, Crocodylia, Alligatoridae. The record is from RefSeq and is a predicted model, not a curated record. Gene Ontology annotation, cellular component: cytoplasm; nucleoplasm; nucleolus. Gene Ontology annotation, molecular function: RNA binding; histone binding; chromatin binding.